Molecule: messenger RNA, 1841 nt
Organism: Cyprinodon variegatus (sheepshead minnow)
Lineage: Eukaryota; Metazoa; Chordata; Actinopteri; Cyprinodontiformes; Cyprinodontidae
Gene: irf3
Product: interferon regulatory factor 3-like
Exons: 11
Coding region: 164-1558 (464 amino acids)
Biological process (GO): immune system process; regulation of transcription by RNA polymerase II
Cellular component (GO): nucleus
Molecular function (GO): RNA polymerase II cis-regulatory region sequence-specific DNA binding; DNA-binding transcription factor activity, RNA polymerase II-specific; protein binding
Source: RefSeq, a predicted model, not a curated record
CUCCGAGAGUCAGAAAUCAUCCGAAGCCGAGGCUGAGUGGAUGACAGCUGGUCACCUUCCUCUGCUGAGUGCGCUCCACUAAAGUCUUUAGACUAAAAACUAAAAACAAAACUAAAAACAACCGGACUUUGGCUGAACGAACCGAAACUUCAUCACCAAAGAAAUGGCCCAUUCCAAACCUCUGCUGAUGCCAUGGCUGAGGGCCAACAUUGACAGUGGGAGGUAUCCAGGUGUCCAGUGGACAAACCCUGAAAAAACAGAGUUCUGCAUCCCAUGGAAGCACGCUCUCAGGCAGGACUCCUCCGACACCGAUGUUCUCAUCUUUAAGGCUUGGGCAGAGGUGAGUGGAAACGGCCAGGCUCAGGGAGAUCCCUCCGUGUGGAAGAGAAACUUCCGCAGCGCCCUCAGGGCAAAGGGCUUCAAAAUGGUUUCAGACAAAAAGAACGAUGCUGCUAACCCACAUAAAGUCUAUCGUUGGCCUGAGGGCUCUGCAGCAGGAGCCAACUCUUCCUCUGGGUCCCAAGAGCAGGAUGACUCCAGUAAUUUUAACGCCUAUGCAGUUCAGGAGAGUAAGGUUGUCCCAUUCUUCGAUGAGGUUUAUCGUGAGCAAGAUAUUCUGUUGCCAGCAGAUUGCUCAGCCAGCCAGGAUAUCCUUCAGGAGUGUCUGAGAGGACUCAGUAUUGGCCCUGAAGCAGAGGGAACCACAGGCUUUCAGCCACCUACUGAGCAACAGCAGCAGCAGAAUCAGGUUUUGAUUGGUGCACAUCAGUUGCCUGGGCAACAGCAAGAUCCAGUAAUGUUUCAGGGUGCAGCCUGUGAAACUGGGUUGCCAGAGCAACCGGCACAUCCAGUGGGGGGAGCAGAGGGGCCGGGCUUCGGUGAUGGGCAGCAGGCAGAGCAGUUCCUGCAAACGAUGUACCAAACCAGAGAUGGAGAUAAUUUCAUGACCCAGUUUAAGGUGUGCGUAUACUACAGAGGAGUGAAGGUCUCUGAGCAGUUGGUUCAUAAUGAAAACGGACUCCGCCUAGUUUACAGGCCUGAUCUAACCGGUACCAUUGUGGAUCAGGAGACUGGACUCUCUCUUGUCUCUCUGCCAAGACCUGAUGGCAUUCUGGAUCAAACCCAAGCUGCUCUGACCCAAAGGCUUUUGAACAGUCUUGGCAACGGCCUUGACGUGGGCACGUUGGAGAACGUGAUCUACGGACAGCGGCGAGGAGAUGUCAAAGCUUACUGGAGUUUAUCCAAGUUUGACAACAGCAGACAGCCAAGGGAGGUUUCUAAAAUGAAGCUUGAACCUCUUUACUAUGUCAAGGAAUUUAUCCAAGGAAUAAUAGAUUUUAUUAAUGGGAAGGACUCCCCGUCGUGCUCUCUGUUCUUCUGUCUGGGGGAAAAGUGGCCUGACCCUGAGAACAGGCCCUGGGAGAAAAAACUCAUAAUGGUAGAGGUGGUUCUGACUUCAAUGGAUCUUCUAAAGAAUAUGGCUGUUGAGACCGGCGCCUCCUCUCUACAGUCUGUAGAACUGCAGACCUCUCUUGAAGAAAUGAUGGAUCUCUGCUGAUGAGUCUCUGCUGUUUUUCUGCCCUUUAUGAUGUGAGAAUAUCUCAGUUUCUCAUCUUUGGAAGCUUUUAUUUGAUAUCAAACAGAUCAACACAUUGUCGUGCUGCGUUAGCUGGGACGUCACAAAUAAAUACCUGUUUAACUAUAAAUUUGGGUUUCAUUUAUAUUUAUAUUUUAAUUCAAGUUAUAGACUUUAUUUUUUCCUGCAUAAUGUGUAAAAUGUAUUAUACUGUAGUUUAAAAUUAUGAUAUUUGUCAAACAUCUUGAUGCAAAAAACCCCAAAA